This is a messenger RNA of Dovyalis caffra, 588 nucleotides long. Lineage: Eukaryota; Viridiplantae; Streptophyta; Magnoliopsida; Malpighiales; Salicaceae. The record is from the annotation of a GenBank genome assembly.
AUGUCUUCCUUUUUCUGGAAUACAGCAUCUCAGAUAAACAACAUGAAAGCCCCAAUAACAACAGAAUUAGGUGCCAUAGCCACAGCUUAUGAUUAUGGGGCAGGAGAAUUAAGCACGAGUGGAGCAUUGCAACCAGGGUUAGUUUAUGAAACCACCACUACUGACUACUUAAACUUCCUAUGCUAUCACGGGUACAACACAUCCACAAUUAAAAUUAUUUCCAAAGAUGUUCCAGCUGGUUUUACUUGUCCGAAGGAUUCAAGAGUCGAUCUGAUAUCCAAUAUCAACUAUCCAUCAAUAGCAGUUUUCAACCUUAUUGGAAAACAGAGUAGGAAUAUUACCAGAACCCUCACAAACGUUGCUGGAGAUGGUAAUACAAUAUAUUCUCUAACCAUUGAAGCAUCUAGCAACCUAACAGUCGCCGUGAGUCCAACUAGCCUGCAGUUCAAGAAGAACGGCCAGAGACUUAGUUACGAAGUAAUUUUCACUCCAACUGUCUCUUCAUUACAGAAAGAAGUGUUUGGGUCAAUUAUUUGGACUAGUCAAAAAAUAAAAGUCCGCACUCCAUUCGUUGCAAGUAGUAGGUGA